Molecule: messenger RNA, 4302 nt
Organism: Lycium ferocissimum
Lineage: Eukaryota; Viridiplantae; Streptophyta; Magnoliopsida; Solanales; Solanaceae
Exons: 1
Coding region: 1146-3920 (924 amino acids)
Source: RefSeq, a predicted model, not a curated record
CAACUUAUCUCUGUAUGUGGGGUUGUGUGUAUAUGAAAGUCAAUAUCAUUGCACACUUUUUUGUUAGGGGAAAGUUGUAAAUUACAACAUGCAAAUGUGUAGAUACAGCCAUAUUGUAGAGUCAAUCAAGGAGAGAGAAAACAGAGAGCAUUGGUGUAAUCAAUAGAGGUAUGCUUUUGGGCUCAGAACUGCAAUUAAUGCACCUUUCAUUUUGAGACUGUUUGCUUUUAAUUGGCUUUAACCCCCAAAGAAAAAAAAGGAAAAAAAAAUAAGCUUAGUGAGAGAUAAUAAUAAUAAUAUGGGAGUGUUCUUUUUUUCUCUACUCUACUUUCAGGUGUCUUUGAUUGAGUACUAGCUGAAGUUCUUUUUUUUUUUUUAGAGGUGUAGAUUCUUCUUGUUCAAUCUUUCUUUGGCAUAAUUUCUACAUCUCUUCUCUUUGGUUUCUUUUUUUUUAGUGUCCAUUUCUUGGGGAUCUGCUUUGUUGCUUGCUUUUGGGACUUGGGGUUUCUUCCAAUUUCAUUCAACUGGUUGACUUUCGAUUUGGACGUUGUGGGGUUUUACAAAAGUCCAAUCUUUGAGUCUUGGAUCUUAACUUCGUUUCUUGGUUUUCUUAAUCUUGUGUUCUGCUUUUCUCUCUUCCAUCCCUAAAAUGUCAACAUGAAUUUCUUAUAUUCUUGUUCUUUGACUUUCUCAAAUCAAGAACCUGAAAAAUUGAUUGAUUGAGUGUUUCAGUCAAAGAUUAUUUGGGUUGUCUCAAUUUUUUGAAAGUGAAUCUUCUAGAAAGGGAAAAAAAAAAUUAGGGUUUCUUUCAUCUGGUCCAUACUGUAUAUUUUUAAUCAAUUCUUUUGGAUACCAGUAUCUGGUCUUUGUGUUUGAAUGUUUUUUGUUAAAGCAAAUGCUUUGAGACUUUCCCUCCUUAAGUUAAGGCCAUUUGAUUUUUGAAAGCAAAGUGUUUUGAUUCUAAGGGAUGCUUUUAGCUUGAUUCCCUUUGCUUUUCCAGAAGUUAGGGUUUGUGACUUAAGCCUUUCUUUUUCUGGGGUUUAGUGUUAGAUGGGCUAAAAACUAUUUCUUUGUCUUUCUUGAAUCUUUGUUCAGUCACUCUUUUUUGAACAAGGGGGGAAAAACACUCAAAGAAAAAAGCUCUAAUGCAUCUUUCACUAUGGAAGCCAAUAUCUCACUGUGCUUCACUGAUCUUGGACAAAAAGAGCAGAAAAAGAAAUGGUUCUAACUCUAACCAUACCAAUGAAGAGAUCAAGAAAAACCCAUCUGUUUUGAAAAAAUUGCAAGAGCAUAAGCUUAGGGAGGCUCUUGAAGAAGCAUCUGAAAAUGGGUCACUUGUUAAAUCCCAAGAUGUGGAUUCCCUUUCAGCACAGAACCAAGAUGAGGGGUUGGGCCGAUCCCGGUCCCUCGCUAGGCUACAUGCUCAAAAAGAAUUCCUUAAAGCCACUGCUCUUGCUGCUGAGAGAACUUUCGAAUCUGAGGAUUCGAUACCUGAGCUUGAUGAAGCUUAUUCCAAGUUCUUAACCAUGUAUCCUAAGUACAACAGCUCUGAGAAGAUUGAUGAGUUGAGGUCAGAUGAGUACUCUCACCUUACUGGUUCUGCACCCAAGGUAUGUCUUGACUAUUGUGGAUUUGGGUUGUUUUCAUUUCUUCAGAGUGUUCAUUAUUGGGAGUCAUCUACAUUUAGCUUGUCUGAGAUUACUGCCAAUUUGAGUAAUCAUGCUUUGUAUGGUUGUGCUGAGAAAGGGACGGUUGAACACGAUAUUAAGGCCCGAAUAAUGGAUUACUUGAACAUCCCUGAGAAUGAAUAUGGUCUUGUUUUUACUGUUAGUAGGGGCUCAGCUUUUAAGUUGUUAGCUGAAUCAUACCCUUUCCAGACUAACAAGAAGUUGUUGACUAUGUUUGAUCACGAGAGUCAGUCGGUUAACUGGAUGGGUCAGUGUGCUAGGGAGAAAGGUGCCAAGGUUUACAGUGCGUGGUUCAAAUGGCCUACCCUCAAAUUAUGUUCGACUGAUUUGAGAAAGCAAAUUUCGAACAAAAAGAGGAGAAAGAAAGAUUCAGCUACUGGUCUCUUUGUUUUUCCAGUCCAAUCUAGAGUUACUGGUGCUAAGUAUUCUUACCAGUGGAUGGCACUGGCACAACAGAAUAAUUGGCAUGUGUUGCUUGAUGCUGGUGCUUUGGGUCCAAAAGACAUGGAUUCUCUAGGGUUGUCUUUAUUUCGACCGGACUUUAUAAUUACUUCAUUCUACAGGGUGUUUGGUUAUGACCCAACUGGAUUUGGAUGUCUACUCAUCAAAAAAUCUGUGAUGGGAAGCCUUCAAAAUCAGUCUGGGCAUGCUGGGUCUGGUAUAGUGAAAAUUACUCCCAUUUUCCCAUUGUAUUUGAGUGAUUCAAUUGAUGGUUUCCCUGGAUUGGCCGAGGAUGAUGAAGCCGGAGAGAACAGUGAAGUUAAUGCUGAAACUCGGCCAGGAUCUCAGUUGCCAGCCUUUUCUGGUGCAUUCACUUCUGCUCAGGUUAGGGAUGUAUUUGACACGGAGAUGGAACAUGACAACAGCUCUGAUAGGGAUGGAGCAAGCACGAUAUUUGAAGAGACUGAAAGCAUUUCUAUUGGGGAGGUAAUGAGAAGUCCAGUCUUCAGCGAAGAUGAGUCAUCUGAUAACUCGUUGUGGAUUGACUUGGGCCAGAGUCCUUUGGGGUCUGAUGGUGCUGGCCAAUCUAACAAACAAAAGAUUGCCUCUCCAGCACCCCCGUUUUGGUUUGCUGGCAGGAAGAAUAAUAAAAGGCUAUCUCCCAAGCCUUCAAAGAUGUCAAGCAGCCCAUUGUAUGACAGAGAGCUGAAUCCAGGUCGUCAUGAAGACAACCAUGUCCUAUCAUUUGAUGCUGCUGUUCGGUCAGUGUCUCAAGAAUUUGAUCACUUCAAGGAGAUUCCUGAAGAAGACCAGUUUGCUUCAAGAGAAUUUAGAGAGAUCGAGGAAGAACCAGAGACCAGCAAGGGUUCUGGUCUGGACAACUCAAUUCCAAUUUCUCGGCAUCAAACCCUUGGUAAUGGAUCAGCUUCUGAGAUAUGCCCGGAAAUUAAAGAGAGUGCUAUAAGAAGAGAAACUGAAGGCGAAUUCAGGUUAUUGGAAAGGAGAGAAGGAAACAGAUAUGCAGGUGGUAGAUUUUUCGGUAUAGAAGAUGCUGAUCAGCCUGGAAGCAGGGGAAGGCGUGUAUCCUUCAGCAUGGAAGACAACAACCGUAAAGCUCGUCUGAGCCAUACACUUGAGCCUGGGGAAUUGUUAGCAACGACAAGUCUGGAUGAUGACGAUUACAUUAGUGAUGGAGACUAUGAUGAUGGACAAGACUCAGACAGGAGAGAGCCGGAGAUAGCAUGCCGGCAUCUUGAUCACAUCAACAUGUUGGGUCUCAAUAAAACUACUCUCCGGCUAAGAUAUCUCAUCAAUUGGUUAGUUACCUCGAUGCUUCAGAUAAGAUUUCCUGGGUCAAAUGGGGAAGACAGUUCACGACUUGUUCGCAUCUAUGGUCCGAAAAUUAAAUAUGAGAGGGGUGCAGCUGUUGCAUUCAAUGUGCGAGACAGAAACAGGGGUCUUGUGAGUCCUGAAAUAGUUCAGAAACUGGCUGAGUCACAUGGUAUCUCUCUGGGCAUUGGUAUCCUAAGUCACAUUCGGAUCUUAGAUAACCCAAAACAGCAGCAACGGUCUCUGAGUCUUGAUGACACUACCCUUUGCAAACCAAUGGAGAAUGGCAAGUAUGAUGGUAGAAGUGGGUUUGUCAGAGUCGAAGUUGUCACUGCUUCACUUGGCUUCCUCACUAAUUUCGAUGAUGUCUAUAAGUUGUGGGCUUUUGUGGCUAAAUUUCUUGACCCUGCCUUUAUUAAAGAAGCUGGACUCCCGUCUGUUGCAGAAGACACCGAGGCAUGAAGCUGGAGGAGGCUGAUUUAGUAGCUUUUUGCUCCUUCUGCUUCUAAUCUAAGAUGCAGGAAUCUUAGAUUAAUGAAAAGGUCUGAGUUGUAUUCUUUUGGGCCCUAUGUUUCUUCAAUGCAUGCGGGAGAAAUUUUUUUAUUCUUGUCUUUUAAUUGCUUGAAUGUUUCUUCUUUACCUUUUUGGAGUUUCCUGUAGAGUUGGGAGUUAGAAAUUUGUAUUUUCUCAGGUAGUAAUGAAUCAUGAUGAACCAAAGCAGUUACAAGCAGCAGGGAUUUAAUGAUCCCCUUCCACCAUUUGCCCUCUUGCUUCUCAGCUUUGUAUAAUGACCAUUCAUGCUUUUGCUCAGGCUAUUAUAGAGUGCCUUUUCCCUUUUCCUGCA